AUGGAUUUUGGCAUUCUGAGUUUUAAUGUAACAACUCCCCUAGCAGUUCAAGGGUUGAGAGUUGUGUAUUUAGACAGAAUCUCCACCAAGGCUAGGCAAAACAAAGACUGGGACUUUGACAUCAAGGGAUAUUUUCCUGAUAAAGAUUGUAGGAUUGUCGAUUCAAGAGGCAACACAAUGUCACAGUUGUUUAUUGAUCACCAUGAAACACGGAUAGGGGUGAAGAAGGAGUUGAUGGCAAGCAAGGAUCUCUACCAUGUUGUGGUGACCCCAGACAUGGAUCAAGCUUUUGUUACUGGGGUCAUUACCAUUCUUGAUUACAUAUAUGUUGAAUCCACUAGGCUCCAGCUGAAGGAUUUUAUCCGAUACGGAUGUGUUUCCAAAGCUUCGUAUGCUUUCAUCCACAACCAAGACUUCAUCAAACUGCAUCUCGAACGCUCCAUCAAAACCAACUCUACUGGCACCAUUUUACUCCACACUACUCCCUCAUAUUUCUUUUCGUUGCCUUUUGACAACGAUGAGAAGCUCGGGACAGCCACGGUAGUCAGGUUUUCGAUUCCGUCAAAAGACCCAGUAAGGGAAACUACUGUGACAGUGGGCCAUGCCAAUGGUCUGGUUUGCAUACGCAACUCUAUCGAUGAGGAUAUGUCUUAUAUUGCUUUGUGGAACCCGUCAAUUCAAAAGCUGAAGAAAAUUCCCACUAGAACACAUGAACCGCGUGCACAGCCAUCCCUAAAAUCAGAGAUGUUGAAUAUAUAUGGAUUCGGGUACGAUUCAACCAAUGACGACUAUAAAAUAGUGGGGAUUAUUAGGAAGCCUGCUAAUGAGUAUGAAGUCAGUGUUUAUAGCCUAAAAGCCAACUCAUGGAAAAGGAUCCAGAACAUGCCUUGCAGUGGUUUUUCGUUAGAGUCAUAUAGCAUGGUGUUUUCAAAAGGCGCUCUAAGUUGGCUUAUGUGGAAAAAGUUUCACCAUGAACAUCAGUACAUGAUCGUAGGCGUAACCCUUGAUCUUGCCAGUGAGAAAUAUCAGGAGUUUCCCAUCCCAAUGGAUAGGAUUGAUGAAAUUGAAACUUCUAUGCUGGAAUUGGAUGUCUUGGGAGACUAUCUAUGUUUUUGUGUUAAUCGUUUCAUGAAUCGAUGUGAGGCUUGGAUUAUGAAGGAAUAUGGAGUGACAGAAUCUUGGAGCCUGCUUUAUUCUAUUGACAUGCUUUAUUAUACUCUGGAGUUUCAGACCUACAAACCUUUGGUGUUUUCAAAGAAUGGCAAAACGGUUCUUUUGAAGAUGAGCAAAAAUUUCAAGUCCGAUAGUCUUGUUUGGUAUGAUUUAGAGAAAAAGAGUUUCAAACAAGUUGAAAUUAGUGGGCUGCCCGGUCUAUUCAAACCAACCAUUUGCUGGGGGAGCCUUUGUCUUCUUGAUGGCGAUCCUGUUAUUGUUUAG
Prunus dulcis (almond) is the source of this 1437-nucleotide messenger RNA. Its product is annotated as F-box protein CPR1-like. NCBI's taxonomy places the organism in Eukaryota, Viridiplantae, Streptophyta, Magnoliopsida, Rosales, Rosaceae. The transcript has 5 exons. The coding region runs from base 1 to 1437 and encodes 478 amino acids. The record is from RefSeq and is a predicted model, not a curated record.